AUGAUUCUACUUCGCCUUCAGCAGUUGAUAUUACUCGUAUUUGUUACGUACUUUAUAGCGCUGGCGACUGUGUGGACUAAGGUUUCGCGUGUUUUCAAGAUUACUCGAAAAGCAGAAUCCGAACUGGAUAACGAUACCCUCCUUCGUUUAGCAACCAACACCAAGAACAGCCGUAACAUCUUUAGAGCUCUUGCAUCUUCUGCACAAAGCAUGCUUUCCGGCAGAACGAGCUAUGACUACCACCUUUCUUUGGAUGAUGACGUCAACGAUAUGAGAGAAUUAGGAACUGUAAUGGGGCGCCGAUUUCAUUUGAGUGGUUUAGCAGACUGGAUAGAAGCUCCUCGCGACGCAGCCAAUCUGCCUCACAUCAUUCAGGCUACUCGUUCACAAGAUCCAUGUGAAAAGGAGUAUGCAUUCGGCGAAAUGUUGAAAGUAGUGGAGCGGUUGGACCCUCUCUCACAUAUAGCUCUUGUCGACUCUGCAUUAACUUGUGUUGUUGAGUGGAUAAGAGAGCGUCCGGUGAUAGAACGACAUGUAUCGAUGGUGCUGGAUCCUCUACCACUUCUCAUAGACUACGCAAGUAGACAUGAAACUUUGCGCAGACAUGUUGGCCCAAUGAUUGCAUAUCUCGUAAGAGAGCUCGGCUAUCCGGCUGUGACGAGCAAUCGAGCUGUUUUCGGCGUUGGCGUGCUGCUGGAGCGAGGCCUUAUUCCACAGGAUGCUCUUCGACAGCAGAUCAUUCCAAUUCUGUUCGAUCUCAUUGAGUCGAAAGGUGAUGAUCCUGGGAUGGAGGAUCGACGUGUGGAAAUAGCCGCGGUACUGUGUCGUGUUGUUUCUUCUGGAAUGAUCACCGACAAACGAUGGCUCUUCGAUCACUUUAUUGCCGACUAUAGCCGAUUCCUCGAACACCACGUGGUCCACAUUCGAAAAGCUGCAGUCGCAGUUCUGGCCGACUUGUCACGGAUAUUUGGUCAGAAGUUCACAGAACUGUUCGUCGUCCCACAUCUUUCAUACUUGUGCCUGGAUGCGAACUGGGGUGUUCGAAAAGCAGUUUGUGAAGUUUUCGUUGAGAUAGCGCGACAUACUUCUCCUGCUGUCCGACGUCUUCAGCUGGCACAAACGUUCGUUAAGCUUCUUCACGAUCCAUCACGAUGGGUUUGGUAUACUGCAUUCCAAGAACUUGGCCCUUUCAUUGCAACGUUCGCCAACUCAAAGCUAUCAGGAUUGAAAAUCAAGGAUGGACAGGUGUGCGAAUCGGAUGGACGGGAUCUGGAAAAUAUAGUUUCUGAUAUGGUAGAGUUCGACAAAUUACCUGCCGGGUGUUACAUGCCGGAGAAAGAAGCAGAAGAUGAAGAUGCAGACGAUAGCGGACAGGAAUCAGACCCCGGUGAAGAGGCUGAACAAUUAAUUGAUGGUCUUCAACAUAUGUUGGAUACGUGGACAGCUGGACAAAAGAAAACCUCGAUACACAGCGCACCUGCAAGUGUCAUCGAAGGAGAGGCGUCUGAUUCCGGGGAGGAGCAUGUGAGUAUUGCUGCCAAGUGCAACUCAUCAGAUGACUUAUCUAAGAUUGGUCUCGAUGAUGGCGAAAUUAACGGCGAUGAUCCGGAUUUGUUUGAUACGACGCUAACCAAUUUUUCAUUGGAUGAUGCUUUCAGCACAGAUGAAAACAGUUGUACUGCGCCAGAGCAAUCGACAAAUGUUCGCUCAGACUUCUCACUGGCUUCGUAUUGGUCAGAUCCAUACAAUUCGUUUGCAGAGGAUGACGAGUUGAUAGAAUUUGGAUCGUCGAAGUCCGUCCCAGGUGCGCGUUCUUUCUUAGAACGACGCUUUGAUGUGUUGUAUGUGUCACCAGAGCGAAACGUUACCCCUGUUGGCAGCCCUCUGCGAACACGAAGUAGGAGCGAGUCAGAGCGAACAAGUUCAGAAGGAGAUGAUAGAUGUACAUCAACGCAGAGAGCUCGCAAAAGUUCUCGAAAUAGUGUUCGAAGUGAUUAUUCGGAUAUAUUCGAGGACUGCAGAGGAGAGGACGACCAGAAUAUAGGCAACUUGAACGACAGCUCCGUGCAGAAAAUUGUCCCUCAAGAACUAGUGGAUAAUUUCAUGGGGAUGGUUCUCCCGGGCGGAAUGAUGGAUUCGGAUAUCAAUAGGCAUUGCGCUCACAAUUUUCCUGCUGUAGCAUAUACUCUAGGAAGAGCGAACUGGCCGCAGCUAAGGGAUACUUACAAUAAGCUCGCCACUGAUGAUCAGCUUCGAGUGCGCGUUUCAAUUGCGAAUUCUAUUCAUGAAAUGGCGGCUAUUGUUGGAGCACGUCACACUGACGAUGAUCUUCUUCCAGUGUUUCAUGCAUACAGAGAGGACGCAUUCGAAGUGCGUGUUGGGCUGUUGAAACAUCUUUUUGAAUUCUAUCGGUGUUUAUCGCCAGAGACGCGUAAGGGUAUGAUUGAUGCUCUGCCACAGUUUAUGCCGAUGGAUAACUCGAUGCUGAAUGGGAACUGGAGAUAUCGGCACGAAUUCGCCAAGCAGUGCAACAAGCUUUGCGAAAUGUACGGGAUCGAGGAGAUCAAUAGAACAAUGAGCGCUAUCGCACUAACUCUUGCAAAUGAUCGAGUAUCUGAAGUUCGCAAAGAAGCUGUUCAUCUUUUGUCGCAAAUCCUUGCUCGGCUGGUGGAUCAUGAAUGGUCAGACUUGACGAACAAACAGGAAUCCAGCGUGGACGCUUCAUCUCACACCACGUUGACUGAGCUUUUCGUACAUGAUCUGGUUAGCGGAUUUGCGAAUACGCAGAAAUGGACACGUCGUCAAACAUUCGCUUACGUAUGCGAACGCGUCCUCCUCGAUCAUGCGUUGUCCAUGGAACAGUUUCGAUACUUCUUACUUUCUCAUCUGAUUGCAAUGGCUGACGACAGUGUUGUCAACGUCCGAAUAGCUGUGUGCCGUGCCCUUUCGCUUUGCGACUCUUCCCUGCACUCGCAUGCUAUUGCAGGCGACUCGAGAAGACUAGCCCCGUUAACAGUCAACACAGUGUUAGAACGGUUGGCAGCAGAUACCGACAUGGAUGUGGCAAGAGCUGCUCGGCAAGCAUUAGGUCAAACAACCGGUACCGAAACGAUCGACAUCUCAAUGCGAGGUUUUCGAAUUAGGGAAAAGGAGAACGCUUUUCUAGAUCUUCAGUUAGUAGAUAAUUUCGAGGAAGACGAUAUGAGUUUAUGUUCCGACUAUACGAGUGGAACGCCUGUUCGACAAUCGCAAAUAGGGUUCCCUUAG
This is a messenger RNA of Necator americanus (New World hookworm), 3267 nucleotides long. RefSeq lists its product as uncharacterized. The transcript has 26 exons. Gene Ontology annotation, molecular function: protein phosphatase regulator activity. Gene Ontology annotation, biological process: protein dephosphorylation. The record is from RefSeq and is a predicted model, not a curated record. NCBI's taxonomy places the organism in Eukaryota, Metazoa, Nematoda, Chromadorea, Rhabditida, Ancylostomatidae. The coding region runs from base 1 to 3267 and encodes 1088 amino acids.